Messenger RNA from Macrobrachium nipponense, 4300 nucleotides. Its product is annotated as Krueppel homolog 1-like. The record is from RefSeq and is a predicted model, not a curated record. Lineage: Eukaryota; Metazoa; Arthropoda; Malacostraca; Decapoda; Palaemonidae. The transcript is spliced from 4 exons. The coding region runs from base 467 to 2674 and encodes 735 amino acids.
GUAUGUAGAUCGCGUGUUUUGCCUUGUUAAAAGUUUUAGUUUGAUAUUUAAAUCAAUUUUACUCAAUAUAAAUUUUUUUAUUACGGUAAAGUCUAUUUUUUAUUAUAUUUGGUGAACGAUGUAUCCAGAUGUGGCACAGCUCCCAAGGGUAGCCACUCUCCAUCCCCCCUUUCCGAUCGUAAGCCCCAAAAAGAUGUCGACCGACGACGUUUGAUAUCUUGUUUCCCGCCCGAAAAUCGCCCCCUUCACAAUUGCGCUAAUGUUUAGUCGCAGGAGGAGACCUGGAUCGACACUUCCCCAAGGUAAUGCACAGGUUGUGAAGCAUCAGGAACACGCUCUUAUUAUUUUCGCUUGCGUUGGUGGAUCUUAUGGGUGGACAGACUUGUCAUCGAAAGUUUAUUUUCAGCGUUACUGAUGAAAGGUGAGCAAUCUGUGGAGAGAGUGCCACAUUAUCUCAGCAGCAAGUAUGGAGCAGCUUCAAAGUGCACACCUCGUGAGUACCACGGCUCCAGUAACUUCCGUGCCCUCCUCUUCGGGAAAUUCCUACUCAUACAGUGGUCUCGAGGAAUUCUUAGUGCCAACUCCAGUGCAAGUGGAAGUCAGUAAUGGGGUGGCACGCCAGUCGAGUCAACCUCUACAUUCUGUACGUUUCACUUAUGUGCCUCAGGUCCAGCCAGUGCAGCUCACUGCACCAAGCACCACAGCUCCAGUUCGCUCAACCCAGAGCCCUACUCCAGCACCGUCAUCCCAAGCCGGCGCAGAAAUGGAGCAGCAGCAGCAGCAGCAGCAGCCUCAGAGACAACCCAAGACGUCUCCCAAGCCCCGCGUUCGUAACAGCGGAGGCGAACGCGUGGUGUGCGAAGUGUGCAACAAGUCUUUAGCGUGUGGUGCCAAUCUCAACGAACACAUGCGAAUUCACACGGGCGAGCGCCCCUUUCUCUGUGACGAGUGCGGUGCCUCUUUUGCAGCUAAAUCAAAUCUGAGGACUCACAAACGCCUCCAUACCGGCGAAAGGCCGUACAUGUGCGGCGUGUGUGGCAAGACGUUCUCGCAGAGCUCCCACCUUCCAAGCCACAUGCGCGUGCACACGGGAGAACGCCCCUACGAGUGCCCGGAGUGCCCAAAAUCCUUUUCUUCCAGCACAACUUUACGAAAUCACCUCCGGAUCCACAAGGGCGAUUUCCCCUUCAGGUGCGAAUCCUGUGGAAGAGGUUUCGUGUGCAAGUCCUGGUUACAGGACCAUUACAAGGUCCACACUGGGGAGAAGCCAUUUCAGUGUGACAUUUGCAGGAAGUGGUUCAAGGACAAGUCCUACAUAACAAAGCAUAAAAUGAAGUACUGUGGUAACGACGGCUAUAAGAAGCGGUGGAGGCGUCCGGGCGUUAAAAAGCCUCCAGGGAGAAAACCAAACACUGCCAAAAUGAAAAUGAGGAUGUUGCUGGAGGAAGAGAUCCUUCACCAGCCCAAGAGAGCGAGGGGGAGACCAAAAGGAUCCAAAAACAAAAAGGGAAAGAAGCGGAAAUCGGCGGCCACGAGCAAGAGUGGCCAGAAUGCCGUGACGGAUUCCGACACAGAGUUUGAGGUCAUGCUUCAAGAACAGGAAGUGGAGUCGCCAAAAGUAGAGAUUGAGGAAGCGGACCCACUGCGUGACGAUCAUCCCAAAAAGAAGGAAUAUCAGUCCCGCAAUCAGUUUGCAUCUGAAUCGGAUAGUUCGUUGCAGUCUGGAAGUCACCAUGGGAAGACACAUUUUGCCGUUGGUUUGCAGCCUGUUUCAGGAAUGCACCUCGUUGCAAUGCCCCAACCCUCGGUGCAGACACACAGCCAACAACAGAGUCAUCUAGAGCAAGAUGUUCAAAGUGUAACACAACCCCAAAAUUUAGUACAACCUCAGAACCUUACGCAGUCUCAGAGUAUAGCGCAGCCUCAAAACCUAACGCAGCAGUCUCAGAGUAUUAUGCAACCUCAAAAUCUGACACAGCCCCAAAGUCUCAUUCAGCCUCAGAAUCUGACGCAGUCUCAGGACUUGUUACAGCCUCAGAAUCUGACACAAUCUCACAGCAUCAUUCACUCUCAGAGUAUCGUACAGUCGGAGAACGUAAGAGAAUCACACGAUCUGAUGCAGUCGCAAGCUCUCCUGCAGCCCGAGAACCUCUCUCAGUCCCAAAGUGUCAAUCAGAGCUUGAGCCAACCCCAGAACCUCUCUCAAACCCCCAGUCAUUCUCAGCCUCACAACCUCUCUGUCGCACAAAACCUCUCGCAGCCACAGAAUCUGUCGCUGGCGACCAAGAUUGUCCAGUCGACAGACCUCCACCAAAUCCAGAAUUUCUCUCAGCCACAAAAUCUCAGUCAGCCUCAGAAUUUAUCCCAGCCUCAAAACCUUUCCCUGCCACACAACCUCUCCCAGGCAACGGCAUUAUCACAGCCUCAGAACUUGUCCCAGUCUCAUAGUUUGUCACAGGCGAUGAGUUUGAGCCAACCUCAGAAUUUAUCACAGCCGCAGAACUUGUCUCACGACGACGGCAUGUCUCGAGCGCAGAACUUGUCGGAGGUACAAAAUCUCUCGUUGUCACAUAGUUUAAGUCAGCCUCAUGCAUCUCUUCAUGCCAAUUCAACACCAAUUGGCUCCUCAUCACAUCAUAGUCAAUAUAAUAUUAUGGUUUUUUACAACUCCUGAAACGUUUGUUAGUUACCAAAGUUUUCCAGUUUUCAUUUUGUAAGAUCUAGCGACUCGGAAGUUAGGGUUGUCCGUCAUCUUGCCCGGGAGAGAGAAGAGAAGGGGAAGAGAGAAAGGGCAGGUGGUUAUUUCCACAGAAGUUGCCAUACUUUAUGCUUAAAACACUUCACCUGGAAAGGUUUUAACUACAUACUAUUCCCCUGUCUUAAACAGAUUUAAUUUCACAUUAAAUAAGUUAGACAACGUGUCUUUGGGUCUUCAUUAGACUGUUCUCUUGUGUGUGCAUUUGGACAUUAGUAGAGUCAAUUUCUUAUACUUAUCCCACAGCCUGCCUAAAUUCACAUUUGGUAAAUUUCCUUACCUGUUUUCAUUCACUUUGCAUCAGCAGGCGAUCGUCUCUUCCUUCCUCCUCCUCCUUGUCACCUGGCCAGUAAUGUCUGCCAAAACACCUGACACUUUCCCUACAGCAUAAACAUAGCCACUUUCCUCUCAAAAUCUAGGUUUUACUGACAUUUUUCACUUCACUUCCAUCUCAUGAACAUUUCCUACACGUUCCCUUCCUGUCUACUGUGAGCGCAGGUCAUCUGUUGCCUGUUUUUAUUAUUUAUAUUAACUCUUUUAAGUGAGCUGCUCUUGGGAGGUAGUGUUGACAUGGAAAGAGAGAUUGUAACAAUUACUAUUAUUCAGUAACUGAACCCUAUUCAUAUGGAACAAGCCCACCAUCACAGGAGCCAUUGACUCGAAAUUCAAGCUUCCAAAGAAUAUUAUGGUGUUCAUUUUCACCAGAAAAAUGAAACCACUACAGAGGAUGAGACCUCUGCCUACCUGCGAGGUAAAAUUAUCAUCAGGUCGAAGUGCUGUUUAGAUAUACUUACUACCUUAUCCACCUGAAUCUGCUCAAGUUGGACGACAGUCAGUCUAAGUUUUAUUUCCCGUUAUUGACACUUCCCUCUACUGGAAUUUCCACUCGAUGUAUUUUUUCUAUGCAAAGGUAUUUUUCAAAAUUCUUGAAUCAGAUUUAAGUUUAGCAUUGACUCAGACUCGCCUAUUUUUUAUUCGCCUCCAAAUUACUUUGUUUGAAUUUCUGGAUUGUAAAUUUGUGGACUUGUGUAAUCAUCGUCUCUUGAAUAUCAAGAGUGGAUGCCAUAAUAUAGGCAAUGACUGGUUUCAGGACAGUGCAGUUUGUAAUUUGUAGCAUUCCCAUAACUUAACCAAUUGACAAGCGAAGCAUUCUAGAGCAGUUGACUAAACCGAAGGCAGCGUAAAGUAGGUAUGCCCUAUCAUAUUUUAACAUCCAUCCACCAUACUUGCCCAUAUUUAACAUAAAAUUGAAGCAGUAUGUAUAUAUGUUUAUUCAUGUGAUCUCAUGUAGGCACCUACAUUCCCUGGGUCAGUUUUGUGCGUCUGUGACGUAAAAAGUGGCAGAGUUUGGUGACAGUCUGCAAGUUGGUGGGUCAUAUUCUCCACCAUAAUGACUCACAUUGUUCAGCAGUGUUCUGUUAACCAGCAUCCCAUGGGGAGGAGACGAGAGAGGCUGCUCCUGGGUUGGACGACGGCAAGUCUGAACGUGGAAAUCAUUACCUAUAAACUAGUUGUUACAUACAAAAAAUAGAUAUAUGAAUACAC